Messenger RNA from Saccostrea cuccullata (small rock oyster), 5032 nucleotides. RefSeq lists its product as uncharacterized. Gene Ontology annotation, cellular component: membrane. The record is from RefSeq and is a predicted model, not a curated record. Gene Ontology annotation, biological process: cell surface receptor signaling pathway; adenylate cyclase-activating G protein-coupled receptor signaling pathway. Lineage: Eukaryota; Metazoa; Mollusca; Bivalvia; Ostreida; Ostreidae. The transcript is spliced from 31 exons. Gene Ontology annotation, molecular function: G protein-coupled receptor activity. Bases 202 to 4431 code for a protein of 1409 amino acids.
CACUUGGUAAACGCAUGCGUUAACAUUUACCAGCUCUCCCUAAGUGCAUCUUCCUCCCUGUGAUUCUACAGUAAACAAUUAACGGUUAUCCUCAGUUAUUUGGAUGGUUUUAUGUGGAGCUGGCUGUCCUUUCCUGUCCGCUGACUCUCAGGUUUAAAUGUGAUACCGUCAAGGCGAGAUGAGGGCUUCCGGUGAAGAAGAAUGGCGUCCGAUAACCUUAUGCACUUGCUGUGCUUACUUCUGAUUAGCUACUGUACAUACUGGGUACAGAGUGUUACAGUAUACAAAGAUUGUGGGGGACGAUUUUCAGAAACAAAGGGUGUCAUCCAUUCUCCUAAUUUCCCAAAAGAAUUUCCUACUCCUAUACGAUGUGAGUGGGUAAUAUACAAUCCUCAGACAAGAAAUACAGCUAUCUACCUAACUCAGUUCUACCUCAAGGGCUUUGUCAGUGUUUGGCAAUUUGAGCAUUACUCGAACCAUAGAGAGUACAUUGAGCCUAGGCAACUUGCAACACUGAAUGCCAACAGUGAAAUCAACCGUAUUGUGUCCAAUAAGCCAUACACUGUGAUUCGAUUUGCUGUCUCGGAGAUAAACGAUAUCAAUGUCCGUGUGUUGGACCACAUAGUAGACGUGUAUGGAUUUAACAUAACGUAUGAGUUCCUGGAUCCAUCCUCCGCCAAUCUUAAGCGCACCUGCUCAGUCCAGGGAUGUUCCUAUCUCGGCAACUGUUAUGCCAAUGCCGACUUUUCGGCGUAUAAGUGCCAUUGUUUCGAUGGAUACCAGGGCAGUAUCUGUCAGUAUGGGGAGCAUUGUGACCCCGCAAAGGGGAUAAACCAGUGUAAAAAUGGAGGAGAGUGUCGGUACUUUUAUGGGACAAAUGUGAACAUCUGUAAUUGUACCAAAGGCUUUACUGGGAACAUGUGUGAGGUUCCUUUGUCGGACUAUCUACCAGACGCCUGUGCCUACCUAGGUUGUGGGCAGACAUGUAUUUCUGACUUACACGGUAAUAAACAGUGUGCAUGCUACAAGGACUACAGGUUGAACGCCGACAAAAGAACCUGCUCACAUAUAGAUCGCAAUCGAAUCAUUGUUACCAUGCAACCAACAGAGAGCUACCUCAAGACAAUUUCUCAAACCGGAAAUAACCUUACUUUCAGCGAUUCACAAAUAACCAAAGUUCGCCAGGAUGUUGAACUCAGUUUAAAGAACAUUGACAUCCAAACAAUGACGCAAUUUAGCUUCAUUGGAAUAAAUCAACCAACAUCCAAAAUAUGUGAAUUUCGCUUCAUCAUCGAGGCUUCUGACGAGCACAAGAUAAAGGAAUUCAAGAGAACUCUUUUGAGAAGAGGCUAUGUUGGUGAAAUUCCAUUCCAUAACACAUCAUUGUCAAUCAAAAGCAUUCCAGUGCUCCAUCUGAUAGAGGUCGUGACGACAGAGGAGUCCCACGAUUCCUUCUGGGGUGACGAUUACAUCAGCUACACCAUUGAAGGCAAGUUCCUGACCAUUUCCUGUCUCGUGCGGGGCUCGGAGAACACUUCUUUCCGAUGGUUUAAGGACGGAAUGCUGAUUGACAUGAAUCUGGCCGCCAGACAGGGAUACCAGACUGUCAUUAACUCAAAACUGGACGGGACCAUCCGAUCUAUACUGUACUAUGGAAGCGUCAAAGCAUCAGACAGAGGUGAAUAUACCUGUGAGGCAAGGGACUAUGGGAUUGCUCAGAAUAAAUCAGACCUGGUGGAUGUGAUCACGACGCCGAUGGUGGAUAUUGAUCCAAUGUCGGAUUAUGUUCCGUUCAACCGAUCCAUCCGGAUCCGAUGUCUAUCCUUUGACCAGGAUGCCCUCCAGUAUAAUUGGUAUGUUAACAACGUGCUAAUCAAAAGAGGGCGCUCUGACAUGAUUCCGGAAACAUUACAGCCGGCCGGUUCUCAGCUUUACGUACGCAGCCUCCAGAAACGUGCCAUAUUUACCUGUAAGGUCACUAACGCUGCCGGUGCUCAGAACGUCACUGCUGAUAUAUAUGUACAGACAGCCUCCCAGGCGAACGACACUUGUCCCCAGCAGUGGUAUAAAAGUAUCUUGUGGGCGGAAAUGGCAGGGGGUCAUUACAGGAAAGAAAGAUGUCCGGCGGAAGCUGGAGAUUUUGAAAAUUAUAUUCCAAUAGACACGGGAUUUGUGACGAGAAAAUGUGUUUGUAAAAACGAAGGAAACAGACGUGUCUGUUCCUGGAAGGAACCCAACUUUUCCAUGUGCCAGUCAGUUAGUCUUGUUCGAAUUUACGACGAGAUGGAGAUUAUCCGACUUGGAUACCGCUCGUCUUCUCUAAAGUACGUGUUCGAUCAUCUCUACCGCUAUGCCUCAAAUCAUCAGAAUAGAAUGUACUCCGGGGAUGUAGAAAUCGCCGCCAAUGUCUUACUGAAACUCCUCCAGCACCUGGCUAGGUUCCCAUCUCUCUCAGAAGGUGGAUCUAAAAUUUCCUUCGUGAAUAUCGUUUACUUACUGGACCAGUUGCUGACAGCUAUUUCAAAUUCAACUAAGGAAGAAAAAGAGGCUGUGAGUUUUGGGAGCAAUAUGGUUGGCAUCUUGGACUCCUUGAUAUCUAAUAUGUCUGGAUAUCUGGAAUUUUCUCCCCACACGGAUGUUCUCUCAGACAAUAUUGAUGUUAGUAUUCGAAGCAGCUCGGUCAGUCUUGUAACAUUAUACAGGCGAAAUCAAGAGGGGGAACUAACAGUAGAAAACAAAGAAUACCCAGUUAUAUCUAUUGUACUGCGAAGCUUGACUGAAAUGUUUCCAGAAAAUAUUGAAAGGAAACUGAACCAGAGGUCUGUGACGGAUAUGUAUGAUGUCAGUCUGUUUCCAAGGGAUAGCUUCUCAGCAGAGCGCGUUAUUGGAGAGAUCAAAAUACCACUUCUGGCCUUUGUUUUUGCAGAGGAUUAUUCGGAAUUUAUAUGUCUCUCUCUGGAAAAGAAUUCAAGAUAUACAAAGCACGAAUGGAAAGAGGGAAACUGCGAGUUUGUGUCAAGUGAUGAAACCUACAUCACGUGCCAAUGUGCACUUCCUGUUAAACUACAGGUGGUGGGCAUCAAACAAAACGAAACGGUUAUAAUUCCUUCCACGGAAGAAAACAACGAUCUCCUACUGAUGGGCUGCAUUGUUGCUAUGUCUGGCCUAGCCGCCAUAUUCAUCGUCUUUCUUCUUUGUUGGAGAAAAUUAUCUGGGGAGGUGUACAUUAUACAACUGAACUUUGUCUUCGUGUUAAGUUGUGUGAAUGGUGUGUUUAUCCUUUGUCUCUACCAGUCCCAUUCCGAGAUUAUAUGCAGAGUGGGGAGAAUUUUGGCCUUUUUCCUGUACUCAGCAGCCUUUUCCUUCCUUCUGGUUGAGAGUUUUCAUCACUUUUACACCAUUUACAAAAAAGGCCAAGUUGGAAAAAAUCGUUUUAAGUACUUGGCUGUUGGAUGGGGGUUUCCAUUGGUGAUUGCAAUAUUUUAUACUGUUGCAUCGGAAAUGUUUGGUUUUCCAAUCAAAGGUUCAUUCAAAUGCUGGUUACAGAAAAGUCAUUGGUCAUUUUAUUUAUUUGCCAUUCCAGUCGCCAGCAUAUCAUGUGUGAUAUUUGUAUUUAGUGCAUUAGUCCUUCAUUCCAAAACCGCAAAAACUGAUGAGACAGCCCAGGGACAGAAAAAGAAAAUGUUCUGUAACUGCACUAAAACCAUUGUUUUGCUGUUCGCGGUUGUCGUUGAUGCUUUCCUUUCCAUGGAUAUACCGUCUCAUCAAGAUUCAAUGCAGCUCAUCUUUUUACUUAUCUGCAAAACUGCGAUGGUGAUAUCAGUCUUCCUGGUCAGAGUUGUGUUUGACAAACAGGUGUCAAAAGUAUGGAAGUGUUUUUCCCAGAAGACUAACAAAUCUACCGAAAGUUCAGAUGAAGCUGAACAGAUGUGCAAAGGUUUCUGCAAUUGUUUCAAUCACCCCACGCGGGAACAGGAGAAAGCGAACAAAUAUUAUGCUGAAGUGAACAGAGCAAAAUACACUGCCGAACGAAAGCGGCAAUUAUCUUCCCUCCUUGGAAGUUCUGCCGCUCACGAACUUCCGCUCAAUAGUCCAGACACAAGCAGUUCUACAGGAUCGAACAAAGAAGCGAAAGACGUAGCAAAAGAUAGAUCUAGUCAAAAUACAGGUCGGCAUCUGUAUAUUCAUUCAAACGGCAGCAAAGGUGUCACGUUUGUCUCGGAAAAACAACCGCCAUUAAUUCAAAAUGGCGGAAUUGUAAGUGGACAAGGGAGUGACAGACAAGGUGUCAAUUUAACAAACACUCAGGCCCGGAAGAAUGGCUAUAAAAGAGUGUCCGUUCAGAAUACCCAGAUUGAAGCUGAGGAAGAAUUAACUGCUUUAAUACAUUCCAGUGCAGAAGGAAAUAUUCAGCGAAAACAAUUACUAUAACUUCAUUCCAUCCAUAUGUACAGAAAUCUGUUUUUAUUUAUUUUGUAUGUCUCAUUGAAUCCCGAUGUUUGAUAAACAGUUCGAGGUCUUUCAAUUUGAGAAGCUGUAUUUCUUGUUAAAUCAAAUUUUUAUGCAAAAUCUAGUAUAAAUAUGAAGUGCUUUAUAAAAGAUGUGUACAAUUCCUAUUUAUUGUUUUUGAUAUAUACAUAUUUUCCUCUUUUUUUUAAAAUGUUUACUAUAUUUUUGUCCCCUUAUUUUAUUGUCUGUUCGUCUCUGUACAUAUAAUCUUUACAUCUCAGUAUUUAUUUUCUAAAAUACAUGUUAUAGAAAUCCAAUUAAAUAUGUGCAAUCUUCUGGACGUAGUCAAUGUUUUGUUUGAAUUAAGAUGAGAGACCAAAGUAUAUCGGGAAGUUUCUAUCUUUACAAAAAAAAAACCCACAAUUUAUUAACCUCUGGAUAAAGAAAUCCCAAAGAUAAGUUUAUGAAUGAAUUUUGUUCUUCGCUAAAUUGGGCAAUUUUAGAAUUUGUUAAUGAAAAUAUACACGUAAAGCUAAAUAAAUACUGUUCAUAGAUUUAAAACUUUCAAAAUUUGUGUCUCAAA